Laccaria bicolor S238N-H82 is the source of this 1489-nucleotide messenger RNA. RefSeq lists its product as uncharacterized. Bases 36 to 983 code for a protein of 315 amino acids. Lineage: Eukaryota; Fungi; Basidiomycota; Agaricomycetes; Agaricales; Hydnangiaceae. The record is from RefSeq and is a predicted model, not a curated record. The transcript is spliced from 4 exons.
CUUUCUUUCUAAAACACCAAUCGACAUUCGACACAAUGUUCAAACGCGUCGAGAAACGGCGCCGAAAGAAAGAAGAGGAGGAAGAACUCGGUCUAGACGAGGACAUGAAGGAGGUUCUUGGGAUCCACGACACGGAUUCGGAAGAGUCCAACUCUGAAUCGGAUUCAGAGCCUGAAGGCGAUAGUGACUCUGACAUUGAAGAAGGUGGGGGUCUAGGCGAAGAAGGGGACGAGCGUGAAGCUGAAGCUGAGGAGAGUGGAGAAGAGGAAGAGGAAGAAGACCCCUCCGUAACAGUCGCCCAAGCGCUGCAGGACCCCAUCUACGUCGUAUCCGUCCUACCAGAAGUAAAAGCCUGCAUCGUCUGCCCCGGAAAACUUCUCAAAGGCGUGAAAAUGGUCCAACUGCACAGAACCUCCAAUGCUCAUGAUCGACGAUUGAAAACGUUUAAAAAACUUGCUGCUAACGCGGAUUCAACUGGGAGCGCAUGGGAGGUCCUCAAGCAACACGCAGAGGAUAAACCUAAGCUGUCCCUUGUGGAACCUUCUGCUACAUCCAAAAGAGCUGAAAAGAAGGAAGCGAGCAAACUAAUCCGCAAAGCUCGUCGCGAAAAAGCAAAAGCAAAGGCUAAAGCCAAGAAAGCAACUGAAAAGCAGCCUGCCCCAGCUGACGACACAUCUGCGCCGAAACCCACGUCACCAAAGAAAGAAUCUCAGGUUGCAAACGAAGACAAGCCUGCGAAGAAAAAACGUAAAGUAGGAGAUCUGGCCAAUUCUCCAAGGAAAAAGAAGGAAAAAGACGCAGUAACUCCAUCUUCUGCGGAGCAAGACGAACCUAAAAAAGCUGGUCCAACGACCGAGGCCACAACUCUAGCAAAAGCUGUCAAGAGCAUAGCCAAAUCUACACAUGACCGGGCAAAAACAGCGCGGUCGCGGGCGUCAAGCAUGUCAAAAGCUCCUCGGAGAAAGCCUCUAGUAUCAUCUUGAUUCCUCGUAGAUACAUGUAAGUAACGAUACCCCAUUGUUCCCGACAAUACAAUAAAAAUAACACACACAUACAUACACGGAUUCCAAUAAAAGUAUGCAUGAAUAGCAACCCCGCCCCCCCUCUUCCCUUCUACGCAUCAACCACCAUCGACCCCUCCUGUCCAUUGUCCCAACCCUCAAACCCAAGCUCAUCCACGCCCUCCAUCCCACCAGCCUCCAUAAACCUCCGAACAUCCACAACCUUCACCGACACACGCUCGACCCCACCUAGUUCCACUCUGAAAGAAUUUCCUUGUCGCUGAGUUUUUUCCAUUUCCAACCACAUUCGCGUUCCCAUUCUUCAAGUGUGGGUGCGAGUGCGAGUGUGGAGGGUGAGAAAUGGAAUAAUACUGCCCCGUCAAAAGACUCAUCCGCUUUUUAGCAGGUCGGCGACGCGUCGUUUUCUGCUAUGAUUAUAGGUGGUGGCGUAAGAAUCCGAAUCAGAGUCCCACGAGUCCGAGUCCAAU